AUGGCUGGCCCACAAGAACAUCCGACCGUUUCUCGCCAGCCACUCAAUGCUUUGUUCCAUCUGCUCUAUGCCGGCACCAUCGUAGCCCGCCUCCCGUUUUGGCUGGCUAUUGCGCUACUUGCCCGUCAAAAUCCAAAAUGGUCCUUGAAACAGGCUCUUUCCCGCCCUAUCGCCAAGGCCAUCAUAGACUUGGAAGCUCGCAUCGGCAUCACGGAAAAGAUCUCACUCGAGCCGGGUAGCGAAGGCGACCGCUUUCAGGUUCUCCAGCCGCUUUCAUCAGAUCUCUACAAAGGUCCCCUAUCAUCGUCCAACGUCAGCCCUGAGGCAGUGGGUGCCACUUGGUUCCCGCAAGCCCCGGGCAAAGACAUCAACUCAAAGACAGUUUGCCUUUAUAUUCAUGGGGGCGCGUUUGUUAUGCACAAUGGCAGAAACAGGGAGUGCAGUCUCGCGUGCAAGGCAUUGAUAGCAACCGGUGAUACUGGUAUCGAUGCUGUGCUCUCGCUGCAGUAUCGACUAUCUGGUUAUGCCGGCCGGUCCCCCUUUCCUGCCGCAUUUCAAGACUGCCUGACAGCAUACCUUUAUCUCAUCAAUACACUUGGUAUUCCCGCUCACCAGGUUGUGCUAUGUGGUGAUAGUGCUGGCGGCAAUCUUAUUAUUGCUCUACUACGGUAUAUCCAAGAGUUUAGCGAUCUGGGUAUUCCAACUCCGAAAUGUGCCGCUCUCUUCUCACCUUGGGUCUCACCGUUAGAUUAUGAUAUGAGCAAAAACCCUCGAGAUAAUACUGAUUAUGUUCCUUCCUCAUUCUUAGAAUGGGGAGUUGUGACAUACACGGCUGGCCUAUCAGAUGUGUCAUCUAAUCCAUACAUUGUACCUGCUGGCCACGCGUUCGCCACGCCAGUGCCAUUUUUCGUCAACGUCGGCACGUCUGAGAUAUUCCUCGAUGAUGUCCAGAAAUGGGUCGAUGAGAUGCAGGCUGUUGCAGGUAAUCAUAUUGAGUUGUAUCUAGAGGACUCAGGCGUACACGACACCUUUUUGGCCGGCACCUUGAUUGGCUUCGAGAAAAGUGCACAAGAUGCCAUCAAUCAGAUGGGGUCUUUUCUCCGCAAAUUUUGA
This is a messenger RNA of Clonostachys solani, 1113 nucleotides long. Lineage: Eukaryota; Fungi; Ascomycota; Sordariomycetes; Hypocreales; Bionectriaceae. The record is from the annotation of a GenBank genome assembly.